Tigriopus californicus is the source of this 3214-nucleotide messenger RNA. RefSeq lists its product as uncharacterized. NCBI's taxonomy places the organism in Eukaryota, Metazoa, Arthropoda, Copepoda, Harpacticoida, Harpacticidae. Gene Ontology annotation, molecular function: metal ion binding. The coding region runs from base 243 to 3047 and encodes 934 amino acids. The transcript has 3 exons. The record is from RefSeq and is a predicted model, not a curated record.
CACAUGGGUCACAUCACAUACACUCCACACGAUUGAUCCGUUCGGCCCGACCAGGCCUGGCCCAUGCCCAGCACGUUCACGGAUCGGAUGGUCGGAUUCUAGCCCGCAGAUUAGCCAGAUUGGAUCAGCCUUGAACCCGUGGGAGAUUUCCGGCGGGCCACGUACCCCGCCUACAUCGGGCUUUGAAAGGACAAGCCAACGCCGCCCAGGCUAGUCUAUUGGGCCUUCCGGGACACCUCACCAUGAUGAUGACGGCGGCCACGACCAUAAUCGAGGAGGGCGAGCUCGACCAAUUGGACCUCUCGGACAUCAGUGAUUCUGAGUUUCCUGACACCCCCUUUAAAGGGGAACGCAUUCCCGCGGCCUCGGGUCACGCCCCGAUGGCCACCACAGGUAAGUCCACUUAUGACGCGGGUAGGUAUCAUCAUAAGAGGAAACGAGGUGGGCUCGAUGCCAACCGGGAAGCGCUCAUCAACUCACCGGUCCCGGACGACGUCAUCGAGGUGCCACCCUCUCCUUCGCUAUCGUCUCUUUCGCUAUCCCCAGCCAGUGGGCGGGAUCCCGAUGAAAUGGAAGACCUUGAUGAAGACGAACUCUAUCUCCGAUUGAUCGCCCUUCGGUCCAUGGCUCCGGAAUUGGGCCCCGAGAGGCUAUCGCCGGAGAAUGAACCGGCUGCCCCCGAGGACCCCCACAUGAUUGAAAUGAUCGAUCUGUUAGAAGAGGCCGACGAGGCAGCCGAGGAGACGGCCCCGGAUAUUGAUAUCAUAGCUGAGCGACCCGCCGGUGCGGUUCGAACCCAGGACACCAUUGAUUUGAAUUUAGUGCAGGAAAAACUCAAACGCAACCUUCAAAGGCUCAAACAACUUGAAACGAAAUCUAGUCGAGUGCCUAUUUAUUCACCCUCCCAAUCGCCAGUUUAUGAUCAUGAAGGUCCAGAGCCACCGGCCCUCGCGUCGGGUGAUGUCACGCCCACAUACAUGGCCGAGCUGGAUGCUCAAGGGCUGGUCUCGCCAGUGCCCGUGGAAUCACAAUCAAAAGUCACUUCCCCAUUAUCUCAACCGCCGAAGCCAUCGCCGCCCAAAAUCGGUUUAGUACCCAUGGCCAAUUUGAUCAGCGGUGGAGACCAACCAACAUCACCUGUCUGGCACCCCCGACCCGCCAAUAUGGAAAGUGUCGACAUGGAGUUGGGAUCUGACAACGAGGCUGAGCUACAGUUCUUUCGCGAUCAGCAUGAUCCCGAGAAGCAGAAGGACUCUUUGUUCCCGCCUUCAGUUUGGGCUUUCAAGAGCUCGGGGAAGGCGGAUGCCUCGGGACCCCUGCUUGUAGAUUUGAACAUUCCUCAUCUUGCGCCCGCUCCCAAAAGGACCACGCCCAAAAGACGGCGGAGAAAAACGUCAUUGGCCAAAUCUGAGAUCACAGUGGUGUCGUCAGAAGAGGAUGAAGAGGAUCUCUUUGCUCAAGCCUUCAGUUCAAUGGGUCGACGGAAAUUGGAGAAAAAGAAGCAACAGCAAAGCCAUGGGGUUGUUCCACCCCAAACAGAUGUUGUUGAAUCGGCAACGUCAGACCUGCCGUCCCAUGCGUCCUUGGAUCCAAUUGGAAAGGAAAAAGUGCCAAAUCCCUUGAGAACUUUGAAGAAAAGAGUGAUUAGCCGAGCCAGCAACAAUAGGAGUACGGAUAAGAUUCGAUCUGCUUUGAAAAAUCCUGAAGUGUUAAGGCGACAUUUUCCAAAUCUUUUCAAACCCUUUAUUGUUCGUUGUGAUGGCGAAUCGGAAUCCGAUGACGAGUUGCCCAGUAACUCUGAGCGGAAAUCCGUUCGGAGCCACAUGUUUGAUCAGAACUUGGACCAAUUCCUACUAGAAAGUCGAAAGAAGUCCGAUGGCAGCAGUAGUUGUAGUAGUAAGAGCCAUGAUAAUAGUUCUAAAACUAAGCCCCCGCCUCCCCCUAAACCGGUAAGAAGGAACCCCCCAGGCUUAGGUAAGGGCAAGGAGGUUCAUCAAAAGACGACAAUGACUCCCGAGACAAAGGCCAAACUCAUGAAUUCCAGCAUUCGCCAUCUGCCCAAGGAGAAGCAAAUUGAAUAUCAAAGACUCAAGAGUUAUCUCACCAAGAAAAAGAAAUUGAAAGAAGCCGCCAUGGUCAGAGUGGCAGCCAAGGAACACCAGAAGAAAGUGCAACAGGCGGUCCCAGGAACGAAGGAAACGGUGGUCCAGAAAGCACCAGUGGUUCCAAAUCCUUUACCACCAGCUGAGAACCAAAAUCAGAAAAAAACUGAGUCAACUACAGCUGCGAUGAGUAUCUCAGUAGAUGAAAACGGUCGAAAUAUUCACUUGAAAGAAGGAGGAACUGAUCGUUUGAAUGGAAAUCAGAGUCGUGAAGUGUCCGAUGACGAACUUGAUAAAAAGGGUGGUAAAAAACUAAUUGCGCUAGAGCACACCUUGAUCGAUGCUCGCAAAGAUUUGGCUAGCAGUCUGUUUAAAAUGUCAGCCGAGUUGUCCCAAUACCGAAAUGAGAAAUCCAGCCGAGAUGAGGCCUCCAAAUUGGUGGCCGAGCUUAAAGCACGACUCAAGGAAGCUCAGGAUCUCGAGUUCAAAAGGGGAGGACAAGUUGAAAACUUGCGCUUAUCCAUUCUGAACUCUCAGCAGAUCUUGUUGAACAAGAAGUCAAAUAUACAAGAACUGGAAAAGAAGAUUGUACUCCGAGCAGAUGACGUUUUAGGCCCAGGUUAUGGAUAUAUUCUCCCGGACAAGUACAGUGACGUGAUCAAGAAGAAACUCCAUGCCAUCGCUACCAAUGCCUCACAAAUCAAAAGUGACCUCAAAACUCCCGCAUUCAGUACAAAUUCAUCCAAAUCCCCUCAGAACCCAACCACCUCGUCGUCUUCCUUGCCUGCCAUGGGAUCUUCCGUCUUGGCCCACAUGGGUGAUAACUUGCGAGUGCCUGCUCUGGAUCCUCAUAAGCAAUUGUGCCCAUUCGAGUUGUCGGGUCAGUGCAAUGACGCCAGGUGCCAUUUUCAACACGUGGGGAACAUAACGCAAACAGAGACGUGAACUGGUAUAUAUUUUUGAUAAACUCAUAUACUCCCAGGAUCUCUCUACUCGCAAUGAUCUGCGAUGAUCAAAGCAUUCAUUCAGGGUACAUUCUCUGGCUCUGGCUGAUAAAUGAAUGUACUGAAUCGUUUGAGACUGAGAUUUGAAAUAUAGAAUUCAACCACGGA